CCCCCCCCUCCCGUAAACCCGGAAGCAGUGAGUGAGUGCUCCUCGUCCAGAGAGGAUCUCUGGUCUCCCCAUCUCUCCUCGGUGUGUGGAGCUGCUGGAGCGUCUCCGGAGCCUCUCAGCCAUUUUAGCAGCACGUUCUCCUCUCUCAGGACCGUUUAGGGUUCACACUGGGUCUGGCCUCGGUCCCGGGUCUGACCGCCGGUGUGAACGGACCGGGUGUGACCCGGGUUACCCUGCCAGCUCACCUGCACGUGUGACAGUGAUGCCGACAGCUCGUGGUGGACACAAAACCGACAACACACCGUGAAGCAUCAUGGGAGGUGGCAGGUGGACGAGCCGACCGUGGGCCGAGCAGAGCCUGUGACACACACACACACACACACACACACACACACACACACACACACACACACACACAGACACACACACACCAUGGAACAAGGCUUCAGCUUAAAUACUCUGAAGAAGCUGGCAGCUGACCCUGACUACACCGAUGUAUCUCUGCCAGCGGCGGAGCGAGUGCGAGCGCUGGGGAAGAUGGGGUGCAGCGUGGAGAUCAGCGAGGACGUGGCGCUGAGGCGCUACCUCCGCUCCGGCGUGGAGAUGGAGCGCAUGGCGGCCGUUUACCACGAGGAGGGGAGUCUGGAGAACGCCUACGUCCUCUACACCAAGUUCAUCACUCUGUUUGUAGAGAAGUUGCCGGCUCACAGAGACUACCAGCAGUGCAGCGUCUCCGAGAAGCAGCUCAUCAUGAAGAAACUACAGGAAGUGGCGUUUCCUCGAAAAGACGAGUUGAAGAAACGUCUUCAGGAGAAGUACAGCCGGGAGCACAGCCAGUACCUCCGAGCCCAGAGCGAGGCGGCGGCCACAGUGGCAGCGGUUGAGGGGUGUGGCCUGCAGCUGCAGCGGCUCUCCCUAUUGGGCGAGGAGGACAGGAGGCGGGGCCUGCUGCUGGAGGAGGAGCGUCAGCGUGUCGCCGCUCUGCGACGUCUGCAGAUCCAAUCACAGCAGUUUCAAUACUUCGAGGACCAGCUGAGACGGCAGGAACUGGCCAAUCGGAGAGCAGGGGAGGCGGAGCCAAAGGUGGACAUCAAAGUGCCUGAGGUGAUGGACGGCUCCUGUGUGUCUAAGCAGCCAAUCAGAGACAGGGUACGACCCCAGGGGGCGGAUCCUAACAGGAACAGACAGCCAGCCCCCGUCAGCCAACCGGCCGCUACGCUGGCUGGAGUACACACUCCGAGGGUGGAGGGUUUAAGGCGGGUGGUGAUUCCCAGAGACCUGACCUACCGGUUCCUGCUGCUGGCCGACUCCAACACCGCCAGAGGAAUAGAGACAUGUGGCGUCCUCUGUGGACGACUGGCACACGACCAGCUCAUGCUGACUCACGUGGUGAUCCCCAAACAGUCGGCCGGGCCGGACUUCUGCGACAUGGAGAACGUGGAGGAACUGUUCAGCUUCCAGGACCAACAGAACCUGCUGACCCUCGGCUGGAUACACACUCAUCCCACUCAGACGGCGUUCCUCUCCAGCGUCGACCUCCACACUCACUGCUCCUAUCAGCUGAUGCUGCCGGAGGCCAUCGCCAUCGUCUGCGCCCCAAAACACAACGACACCGGUGUGUUCAGGCUCACCGGUCCCGGGAUGUCGGAGGUGUCCGGCUGCAGACUGAAAGGUUUCCAUCCUCACUCCAAGGAGCCGCCUCUCUUCAGCGUGUGUAAACACGCGGUGAUUAGGGAGUCAAAGGUCAUCCUGCUGGACCUCAGGUGACACGAAGAGAAGAAGAAACUCAACACACUGCCUCUCUGUGUGUGUGUGUGUGUGUGUGUGUGUGUAUGUGUGUGUGUGUGCGUCUGGUGUGUGUGUGUGUGUGUGUGUGUGUUUUCUGGAAGUUCUUGAAGUUUUUUCGUGAUAUUUUUUAGUAUUUUGAGAUCAGCUGCUGGCUGGAGAUAGAUAUGAAUCUGUGUUUGUGUGAACAGCUGUUUUCAGCCUGUGGUAUUUGGGAGAU
This is a messenger RNA of Sander lucioperca (pikeperch), 2005 nucleotides long. It is a transcript of the gene stambpl1, whose product is annotated as STAM binding protein-like 1. Gene Ontology annotation, cellular component: membrane; endosome. Gene Ontology annotation, biological process: protein K63-linked deubiquitination. The transcript has 12 exons. Bases 433 to 1767 code for a protein of 444 amino acids. The record is from RefSeq and is a predicted model, not a curated record. NCBI's taxonomy places the organism in Eukaryota, Metazoa, Chordata, Actinopteri, Perciformes, Percidae. Gene Ontology annotation, molecular function: K63-linked deubiquitinase activity; protein binding; metal-dependent deubiquitinase activity.